UCUCACUAAUGCUGAUUUGUUUUCAUUAUUUCUUUUUGGCUUGGCGAAUAAAUUAGGACAAAUGAGGCAUCUUUGCGGACGAUGCGUAUUGUGACCAGCGGGCAGCAGCAGAAGCAUGCGACACCUACACCAGCGGAGCAGCACCACCUGGCCAGCGUUGUAAGGGCAUCCCUGUAAAGCCACGGAUACCACCUGAUACCGAUACCUAAAACCAAAAGCAGCGGAGCACCCGCAGCCGAGAGCAAGUGGUUCCUACACCUUCCCCGACACCUUCCCCCCUCUGCUCCACCUAAAUGUAAAUUUUAAUUGAAGCCAAUUGAGCGCACACCCGAAAACACGCACCAAACCAAAAACGAAGCCGUAAUCAAACUAAAAUACUCAUUCGGAGAAGCCUCUCUUGGACAAGAUACCGCGCUUAAUCUGUUCAGGCGACAGCAACGGUGGUGGUGGUGCAAUAAAUGGACAUAAUUGCUCUAAUUGGACAGAGCAGCAGCAGCAGCAGUGGCAGUGGGAACGUCAGUGGGAUCGGAGGAGCAUCGGCACCAGCAGCCCCCCGGACAAUAGGAUGGCACAAUUCACACUCUACAACAAACACAGUUCGCCGCCAAAUAGCGACAGUACGCGCGUGGACUGUGAACACGUACCGCUGUGCUCCAUUAACGACGUGCAGCUACGAUUUCUGGUACCCGAUGAUUUGACGGAGGUGCGCCAGCUGUGCCAAGAAUGGUUUCCAAUCGACUAUCCACUAUCAUGGUAUGAGGAUAUUACCUCAAGCACGCGCUUCUUUGCGCUGGCGGCUGUAUAUAAUCUGGCCAUAAUUGGUUUAAUCGUUGCCGAAAUCAAACCCUAUCGAAAUGUCAACAAGGAGGUAAUAGCCAAUAUGAGUGAUAGUGAUGAGUUGUACACCAGGCUGAGCGGUUUUCCAAUGCAGGACAAGGGCAUCCUGCCGGACUCGAUGGGCCGUUCCGCUGAUGUCGGAUAUAUACUGUCGCUGGGCGUUCAUCGAUCGCAUAGACGCAAUGGUAUUGGAUCGCUGCUUCUGGACGCGCUAAUGAACCAUCUGACAACGGCCGAGCGACAUUCGGUAAAGGCGAUCUUCCUGCACACGCUGACCACCAACCAACCUGCCAUAUUUUUCUACGAAAAGAGAAGAUUCACGCUUCACUCAUUCCUUCCCUACUACUACAAUAUUCGGGGUAAGGGCAAGGACGGAUUCACUUAUGUGAACUACAUAAACGGCGGCCAUCCACCCUGGACACUAUUAGAUCACAUCAAGCACUAUGCGUCGAAGGUGCGGCACACCAGCAGUCUGUGUGCCUGGUUGGCCGGUCGAGUCCAGCAGGUGUUGCGGUGGUUCUAUCACAAGCUGCUGACCCGCUUUAACUUCAUCGAGUGAAACGAUUCGAGGAGGACAACAGCACAACUGGCCAAGCAUCCGCAUCCUUCCGAGAAACAAACACUUCGUUGGCGAUGAUGAGUGUGUGUCCACCGCAUUAUGUCAUCCCGUCGUCAAGCAUAAACAAAAACACAUUUAUAUGUACACUUGCAACCAAUCACCACACAUAGACACACACCUUCAUUAUAAAUGUUAGGCAACACACCUCCGCAGAAUCAUUACGUUUUUAUACGAAAAAAAAAAAAAUGAGAAAGAGAUCUAGCAAAGAACAACAUCAAAGGCAUAAGUUGAAAGUUGUAACAUAUUUCGAUAAGGGUAUUAUUACGUUUUAAAAGAUAUCUAUCUGUUCACUGCUGUAAAUAGUCUUGCGAUGUUUUUUGUUUGAAAUGCUGUAACCGAGUGAUUUGGAAUAACCCCUUUCUUUUGAAUGCAGUCCCCUGUUUAGACCGUGUGUAUGUUUUUUUCUUAUGUUUUAAGUUCUACGCACAAGACAGUCAUUUAGUUUAGCGACAACUAACAACAAAGAUGCUCAUGCUUUAAUGCUUAAUUUAUGAAAUCUGCACGUAAAUAGCUUUGAACUGAGAAACCAAUUAAUGUUAUAUGGCAAAACCAGUUAAAUUGAAUACCCAAUACCCAAUACCAACCACUAAAAAGAUAAACAUUUGAAAUCAAACUCUGUUCGCUGUUUCUAUAGUAUUUUGUAAAAGUAUUUUAAUGCAUAUUGUUUCGCAGCUAAUUCUGAUUACUUUAGGCACAAUUUAUCUAGCAAAUUGUAAUAUUUUUAAAAAUAAAAACUUGUGAAGUUAA
This is a messenger RNA of Drosophila eugracilis, 2203 nucleotides long. RefSeq names its product N-alpha-acetyltransferase 60 (gene Naa60). Gene Ontology annotation, biological process: N-terminal peptidyl-methionine acetylation. The transcript is spliced from 5 exons. Gene Ontology annotation, cellular component: Golgi membrane. The record is from RefSeq and is a predicted model, not a curated record. Lineage: Eukaryota; Metazoa; Arthropoda; Insecta; Diptera; Drosophilidae. Gene Ontology annotation, molecular function: protein-N-terminal amino-acid acetyltransferase activity; histone acetyltransferase activity. Bases 566 to 1396 code for a protein of 276 amino acids.